GAAAAUAACAGAACACCACUAGCUGUCACCUUCAGCCCCCAACUAAAACCUCUCCAGCGCAUCAUCAGAGAUCUACAACCUAUCCUGAAAGAUGAUCCUUUACUCUCACAGAUCUUGGGAGACAGACCUGUCCUCGCUUACAGACAAGCCCCCAACCUAAAGCAAAUACUCACCAGCAACCACACAUCACUGAACAAAACCACUAACCCAGGAACCUAUCCUUGUAACAAACCCCGAUGCCAACUCUGUCCACAUAUCUAUUCAAGUGACAUCAUCAUAGGACCUAAUCACAUCAGCCAUACCAUCAGGGGCUCGUUCACCUGCACAUCUACCAAUGUGAUAUAUGCCAUCAUGUGCCAGCAAUGCCCCUCUGCCAUGUACAUUGGCCAAACCGGACAGUCUCUACGCAAAAGAAUUAAUGGACACAAAUUUGACAUCAGGAAUCAAAAUACUCAAAAACCAGUGGGAGAACACUUUAACCUGUCUGCUCAUUCAGUGACAGACCUGCGGGUGGCUAUAUUACAACAGAAAAACGUCAAAAACAGACUCCAAAGAGAGACUGCAGAGCUAGAAUUGAUAUGCAAACUAGACACAAUCAACUCCGGUUUGAAUAAGGACUGGGAAUGGCUGAGCCAUUACAAACGUUGACUCUAUCUCCCCUUAUGGAAUGGCUCUCUUCUGUAUACAACACAGGUAAAUCAGGAUCCAAAAUCCAGAGCACACCGACCAAGGCAGGCGGGGAUCGCUAUAUUCCCAACCGCAGUGCCAUGCAGAUGGAGGUCGCUAGCUUCCUCUUGACCAAAGAGAAUGAUUCUUCUGAGGAUACACCUACCAAGAAGGAGCAACAGAAGGCUUGGGCGCUGAAUCUGAAUGGGUUUGAUGUGGAAGAAGCAAAGAUCCUCCGGCUUAGUGGGAAGCCUCAAAAUGCCCCAGAAGGUUACCAGAAUAACCUGAAAGUGCUCUACAGCCAGAAAACAACACCUGGGUCCAGCAGGAAGAAUGGCAGAUAUAUUCCCUCCAUGCCAGACCGGAUCCUGGAUGCGCCAGAGAUCCGUAACGACUACUAUCUGAACCUCAUUGACUGGAGUUCCCAGAACUUCCUGGCUGUGGCUCUGGACAACUCUGUGUAUCUGUGGAAUUACUCCUCUGGCGAGAUCAUCCAGCUGCUGCAGAUGGAGCAGCCAGAUGACUACAUCUCAUCAGUGUCCUGGAUCAAAGAAGGAAACUACCUUGCUGUUGGCACCAGCAAUGCUGAGGUCCAGCUGUGGGACAUACAGCAACAGAAACGGCUCCGAAAUAUGACCAGCCAUUCUUCCCGUGUAGGGUCACUGAGCUGGAACAGCUACAUCCUCUCCAGUGGGGCGAGGACCGGUCAUAUCCAUCACCAUGAUGUCCGGGUUGCUGAGCACCACGUGGCCACGCUUGCUGGCCACACGCAGGAGGUGUGUGGGCUCAAGUGGUCGCCCGAUGGUCGCUACCUGGCCAGUGGAGGCAAUGACAACCUGGUGAAUGUCUGGCCGUGUGCCCAAGGGGACAGUGGUGACUUUGCUCCUGUGCAGACCUUCACUCAGCAUCAGGGUGCUGUCAAGGCUGUGGCCUGGUGCCCAUGGCAGUCAAAUGUCCUGGCCACAGGUGGUGGGACAAGUGACAGACACAUCAGGAUCUGGAAUGUGUGUUCAGGCACCUGCCUCAACGCGGUAGAUGCCCACUCCCAGGUGUGUUCCAUCCUGUGGUCAACAAACUACAAGGAGUUCAUUUCUGGUCAUGGCUUUGCACAUAAUCAGCUGGUGGUGUGGAAAUACCCUACCAUGGCCAAGGUCACAGAGUUGAAAGGUCACACAGCCAGAGUCCUGAACCUGACCAUGAGCCCAGAUGGCUCAAUAGUGGCAUCUGCAGCCGCUGAUGAAACAUUGCGGCUUUGGCGCUGCUUUGAGAUGGAUCCGGUGAAGAAGAAGGAGAAGGCAAGCGGUGCCAAGAGCAGCAUCAUUCACCAGGGCAUCCGGUGAGCCUGCGAGAUGCCACUGGCAAGAGAGAUGUGGCUACACUCUGUACAGUAUUUUAAAUGUCAAUAAAUACCUUAGUCUGCUUUUA
Malaclemys terrapin pileata is the source of this 2091-nucleotide messenger RNA. RefSeq names its product cell division cycle 20 (gene CDC20). Lineage: Eukaryota; Metazoa; Chordata; Testudines; Emydidae. The transcript has 10 exons. Gene Ontology annotation, molecular function: protein binding; anaphase-promoting complex binding; ubiquitin ligase activator activity. The record is from RefSeq and is a predicted model, not a curated record. Bases 624 to 2006 code for a protein of 460 amino acids. Gene Ontology annotation, biological process: positive regulation of ubiquitin protein ligase activity; positive regulation of anaphase-promoting complex-dependent catabolic process; anaphase-promoting complex-dependent catabolic process. Gene Ontology annotation, cellular component: anaphase-promoting complex.